Yamadazyma tenuis ATCC 10573 is the source of this 497-nucleotide messenger RNA. The record is from RefSeq and is a predicted model, not a curated record. Lineage: Eukaryota; Fungi; Ascomycota; Pichiomycetes; Serinales; Debaryomycetaceae.
UUCUUUAUUACCUAGGGAUUCUUAUCAUUGUUGGGGAGGUGAAAAAGCUCGACCUCAAUAUUAAGAGGAUGACUGAACAAUUUCUCUUUAUUCUUGAGCUGUUAAUAGAAAAGUGAGUCUCUUCCUUGUUAGGAUGUUGAUUGACGUGAUAAGGAUACUUAUUGUUGGGGCCGUGAUAGCUGCUUUCGUUGUGAAUGCACAACGUCAACAGACAGUUAAUGGCCUGACCCCUAUACCCACCGAAGCUGUCCCUGCGUAUACACCUCACAGAAAGCAACAAUAUUCUGGCUCAUUACCAGACACAAGCAAACCCACCAAAGGGAAACCUAGAAUCUGUUCCGUGUACUCAAAUUCCAUACCGCUCACGUCUAGGCAUAUUUCACUUUAAACACAGUUAUAGGUAGUGUUCUUGAAACAGACACUGAAGUUAUCAAACACUAACUGCCCGAAAACCCAAGUCUUCCCUCCCAUAACGACAGAAUCCUAACGUCUUUUGU